This is a messenger RNA of Helicoverpa armigera (cotton bollworm), 1327 nucleotides long. RefSeq names its product alpha-N-acetylgalactosaminidase. The record is from RefSeq and is a predicted model, not a curated record. NCBI's taxonomy places the organism in Eukaryota, Metazoa, Arthropoda, Insecta, Lepidoptera, Noctuidae. Gene Ontology annotation, cellular component: cytoplasm. Gene Ontology annotation, molecular function: alpha-galactosidase activity. The transcript is spliced from 9 exons. The coding region runs from base 16 to 1242 and encodes 408 amino acids. Gene Ontology annotation, biological process: oligosaccharide metabolic process; glycoside catabolic process.
UUAUUUCUAGACGUUAUGUUUGUGCAUAUACUCUAUCUUUUCACCUGUGGACUCUGUUGGGCUCAGGCCCUGGACAAUGGUUUGGCACUGACUCCCCCCAUGGGAUGGCUCUCUUGGCUGCGGUUUGGAUGCACCAUCGACUGUGAUGCUAAACCUAAUGAAUGUAUAAGUGAAAACUUAAUAAGAAGAACUGCCGAUUUAAUGGUAAGCGAGGGGUACCUGGCUGCCGGGUACCGGUACAUCACCAUAGAUGACUGCUGGCUGGAGAAGGAACGAAGUUCUGACGGCCGCCUCGUCCCUGAUAAAAAGAGGUUCCCUAGUGGAAUGAAAGCUCUUUCUGACUAUGUUCACAGUAAAGGCUUACUGUUUGGCCUAUACGAGGACUACGGCAACUUGACCUGUGAGAGGUACCCUGGCAUCAGGGGGCACGAGCUGUAUGAUGCUGAUACCCUGGCCAGUUGGGAGACUGACUAUCUCAAACUAGACGGCUGUUUCGCUGACGUUGAGGGAAUGAGCAAAGGGUAUCCGGCCUUUGGGCGAAUACUAAAUGCAACUGGCCGCCCUAUCUUAUACGCAUGUAGCUGGCCGUUCUUCCAAGAAACCAACGGUAUUCGCCCUAACUACAGCUCAGUAGCCGAUAGCUGCAACAUUUGGCGCAACUGGUACGACAUCCGGAACUCUUGGUCUUCCGUUCAGAGUGUGAUGACAUGGAUUGGAGACAACCAGGACAGGCUGGCCCCAUACGCGGGCCCUGGACAUUGGAAUGAUCCUGAUAUGUUGGUGGUAGGAAACUCCGGUUUAACAGUAGACCAGGCUCAAGUGCAAAUGGCUGUCUGGUCGAUCCUAGCUGCCCCUCUGAUGAUGAGCGUGGACCUGGCGCAAAUAGAUCCAGCCUUCAAACAAAUCCUACUGAACCGUGACGUCAUUGCUGUCAGUCAGGACAAAUUGGGAAAGCAAGGCUUGAGGGUCUGGAAUAGUAGAUUUUAUAGUAUGCAUCCGCAACAGGAGAUCUGGCACCGCGAGUUAUCAGAGGGGGCGCGUGCUAUUGCCUUUGUGAAUAUGCAGGCCACAUUCGUGACAGUCUCCUACACUUAUGAAAACAUGAAACUGCCAUCGCUACAGUAUAAUAUUAAGGAUCUUUACAACGUCAGAAAGGAGAAAACAUUAAAACCAGGGGAAAAAUUAACAGUACACAUCAACCCUACAGGUGUGAAGUUUUACAAGUUUACUCCAAUGACGUAAAAUUGGUUACCAACUCGGCUAUUAUAAAAAAUAUGCAUGUUUUUUUUUAUAUUAUGUCGUUUCAUUUCUUUAUCCAGAAACAGUA